GGCUCCCGUCGUCAACCCCCCGGACGUCAACAACGUCGUCCCCGCGACGCCUGCGCCCGCGCCGCCGCCCGCGAAGUCGCCGGCGAAGUCGUACAUGCCCGCGCCCGUCCCGAAGAAGGUGCGUCCCAAGAAGAAGAAGAUGGUCCUCAAGGUCCCGCCUCCCCCCGUGGAGGUGCCGUGGCACGCGACCCACGAGCACAAGGCGCUCUCGCACACCGACGUCGACGUCGUCGCGCGCGUCGGCGUCCGCGUCGAGACAGAAGCCGGCUCGAUGAACGCGGCGUGCAAGGUGCGCGUCGAGACGGACCUCCCCGUGGACUCGCUGCUGUUGCACUGGGGCGUCGUCCCGAGGGGCGCGCGCCAGGAUCAGUGGGCGCUGCCGAGCCCGCAGAACCGCCCUGAGGGGACGAAGGAGUACGGCGACGGCAAGGCUGUUCAGACGGCGAUGAAGAAGGUGAGCGGCGGCCUCGCCAGCGAUUUCGGCUACGUCGAGCUCGACAUGGGCGCCGCGCCCGUGGGCCUGCGCUUCUGCCUCAAAGAGAACGGCGAUAAGAACCGCUGGUUCGACAACCGCGGCGGCGACUUUUACAUCAAGCUCCCCGAGACCACCGCGCUGAGCUCGCAGCUCUACGCGGGGGGACCGCCCGUGAGAGCGUCCGACGCCGCCGGCGUCGCCAACAUGGACGCGGCGACGAUGGCGAUGGGCAACGCCGCCGUCGCCGCGCUCGUCGGCGUCGACGUCGACGGCGCGAUCGCGGAGAUGAUGCGUAAAGCCGCGCUCGCGCUGGAGGCGGCGAAGGAUGCGCAGAAGCUGUCGAUGGAGGCGACGGAGGCGGCGCAGGAGGUGCCGGCGAACCGCGAGGCGAACACCAAGGCGCGGCGGCUCAUCGCGCAAGCCGUCAUCGCCAAGCAAAACGCGGAGGCUGCCGCGGUGGAGGCGCAGUCCGCCGCGGAUAAGGCCAAGGCGGUGCGCGACGCCAAGUUCGACGACCUCGCCAAGGUGGCGCAGGACGCCGCGAACGAAAAGGCGAACGCGGACAAGGCCAAGGCUGCCGCCGCGGAGAACGACUUGAAGCAGACGAUGGAGAUCGACGAAGAGACGCUCAAGGCGUGGCGCGACAAGUCGGAGCUCAUGCUCACGGAGCAGGCGGUGACGCGCGCGGGGGAGCUCGAGACGUUCGCGAUGGAGGCGCAGAAGCAGCGGAUCGAGGAGGUGGAGCGAGAGCGGAUCGAGAUGCAGCGGAGGGCGGAGGAGGAGAUCGCCGCGCGCGUGAAAGCCGCGGAGGAGGCGGCGGCGGCGGCGCGACUGGCGGCGGAGACGCGGCAAGAAGAGGAACGGCUCCGCGAGCGCGCGAAGAUCGAUCUCGAGAAGCAGCUGAACGCGAUCAAGGCGGACGACGCCGUCAAGGCGGACGCGGACCUGGACGUGCUCGCGUCCAUCGAGGCGAAGCUUCUGGAGCUGCAGAAGCAAGCGGACGCGGCGGCGCCGCCCGCGCCGCCGACGCCGGCGCCGACGCCGACGCCGGCGGCGCCCGCGGCGCCCAAGACGCCCAUCCCCACCGGCGUGAACAUCGCCCCCCCGAGCACGGGCGUGAACAUCGCGCCGCCGGUCGUCUACUCCGACUUCUCCUCCCUCCCUCCGGUCGCGGAGGUGCCCGAGGUGGUUACAACGGAGGUGUUACAAACGCAAACGCAAACGGAGACGGCCGUUCCGCCGCCGGCGCGGAUCGGCGAACGCGUGCAGCAACCCACGGGAACCGGUCAGGAGAUUUUGCUCCAAGGGUUCAACUGGGAGUCGUGCCGCGUCGACGGCGGCAGGGCGUGGUACCAGCGCGUCACGACGCUCGCGCCCAAGCUGAAAGAGAUGGGGAUAACCGUGAUCUGGCUCCCGCCACCCACCAACUCGGUCAGCCAAGAAGGGUACAUGCCGAGCGAUCUGUACGACCUCGACUCGUGGUACGGAAGCAAAGAAGAGCUCAAACGGUGCAUCGACGCGUUGCACGAGAACGGCAUCAAAGCCCUCGGCGACGCGGUGCUCAACCACCGCUGCGCGCAGUUCCAAGGCCCGGACGGUCUGUGGAACAGGUACGGCGGGAAGCUCGACUGGGACGCGCGCGCCAUCGUCAAGGACGACCCGCAUUUCGGCGGGCAAGGCAAUCACAGCAGCGGCGACUUUUUCCACGCCGCGCCCAACGUCGACCACUCGCAGGAUUUCGUCAAGCGCGACAUCUGCACGUGGAUGCAGUGGAUGCAAGCGGAGGUUGGGUACGACGGCUGGCGCCUCGACUACGUCCGCGGGUUCAGCGGGAAGCACGUCGCGGAUUACAUGAAGGCGACGGACGUCCACUUCGCCGUGGGGGAGUUUUGGGACACUCUCGCGUACAACUACGACGAGCCGGCGUAUAACCAGGACGACCACCGGCAGCGCAUCGUGUCGUGGAUGGACGACGCGGACGCCACCGCGGGGGCGUUCGACGUCACCACGAAGGGCAUCCUUCACGCGGUGUUCGAGCGGCAGGAGUACUGGCGCCUCGCGGACACGGAAGGGAAGCCGCCGGGCGUCGUCGGCCGCUGGCCGAGCCGCGCGGUUACGUUCAUCGAGAACCACGACACGGGGAGCACGCAGGGGCACUGGAGGUUCCCCGAGGGGUUCGAGAUGCAAGGAUACGCGUACAUCAUGACGCACCCGGGGACGCCGACGAUCUUCUGGGACCAUCUGUUCGAGUGGCCGGAGCUGAAGCAGCCGCUGUUGGACCUCAUCAAGUUGAGGAAGGAGGUUGGGAUCAAGUGCCGGUCUGGGGUGAAGAUUUUGUGCGCGGAGCAGGCGGUGUACGCGGCGGAGAUUUUCGACGAGGGCGAAAACGGGGAGCCGCUGCUCAUCAUGAAGAUCGGGCCGAACGACUGGGCGCCGGAGGAUCAGACGAUGUGGGAGUACGCGAUGCACGGCGACCAGUGGUGCGUCUGGCGGAGGCGGCGAUCGUAGGAGGGUAAGGAAACGGAAAUGGAAACGGAUGGAGGGAGACGGCGCGAUUCAGAGAGUUAAAACCGGGGGGCGACGCGGUGCAUCGAACGCUUUUGAACGAUGAACGCGUCUCUUCUCGGGGAGGACCUCGCGCGCUGUUGUACGAUCAGAUCACGGGAAGGGAUACGUGCGCGCGUUUGGUGUUGUCAUAUCAAACGAACGACCUAAUACUACACGU
This is a messenger RNA of Micromonas pusilla CCMP1545, 3200 nucleotides long. It is a transcript of the gene AMY5, whose product is annotated as alpha-amylase. Gene Ontology annotation, molecular function: alpha-amylase activity; calcium ion binding. Gene Ontology annotation, biological process: carbohydrate metabolic process. Bases 95 to 2983 code for a protein of 962 amino acids. The transcript is spliced from 3 exons. NCBI's taxonomy places the organism in Eukaryota, Viridiplantae, Chlorophyta, Mamiellophyceae, Mamiellales, Mamiellaceae. The record is from RefSeq and is a predicted model, not a curated record.